UCAUCCAGCUUUCACAACAUAUAAAAAAAAACAAAAAAUCUGAGCUUCUUCCAAAUUCAGCCAUGGAUCCAAACCCUAACAAAUUCCCGAUCCUCUCCUAUGUCAUGGCCAAGCUCCCCACCUUCAAUCGCACCCCAUCCACCGCCGGCGCCCCCACCGGCGAAGAUUUCGACAUCGAGAAUCAGCCGGUGGCGAAUUUCUCCCCCAACGAGCCUCAAUUCGAGGCCUCCGCGAGCAUGCCGUACCUGAAAAAUCGCAAGCUCAUCGCCGCCAUGGGCGAGGCCGUCACCGGCGUCGCGCAUACCCGAUCCGCGCUGCGGAUCCUGGGGACCCGACCCGAUCACGAGGCCGUUGACCUGGCGCGGCUGAGGCUGGCGGAGAUCGAGGCCGACGCCUCGUUGACGCCGGAGAAGAGAGCCGAGGAUUACGAGAUUUAUAAGGCUGUGAUCGAUCUGGACGAGAUGCACGACAAGUAUGAGAAGAUGCUGAGUGAUGCGGAGCGGAGGCUGGAGAGGAUCUACGAGGCGGCGGUGGCUGGGGAGGAGCUGAAUGAGGAGGAAGGCGGCGAGGGGAAGGGUUUGGAGAAGGAUGAAUUGGAUGAGGAGGUGGUGGGGAUUUUGAAGGAUGCGGAAUCGGGGAAAGUGAUUGAGAGUGUUGAAUUGUCUGGGAGGAAGUUGAGGAUUUUGCCGGAGGAGUUUGGGAGGUUGAAUUCAUUGGUUUCGCUCGAUCUGUCGAAUAACCAGCUCGAGGCACUUCCUGAUUCGAUUGCCGGACUGGAAAAUCUCGACACUCUAAAUAUUUCAGAAAACCUUUUGGUGUCGUUGCCUGAUUCCAUUGGCCUAUUGUUUAAGUUGCGAAUCUUGAAUGUUUCUAGAAACAAGCUUCACGCCCUGCCCGACAGCAUUUCUCACUGCAGGUCGUUGGAGGAAUUGGAUGCAAGUUUCAACAAACUCACCUACCUACCGACCAAUAUCGGUUUCGAACUUGUGAAUCUCAGACGUCUCUCGGUGAAUCUGAACAAGAUCCGCUCCCUGCCGACAUCUGUUGGUGAGAUGAAGUCCUUGCAGCAUCUGGACUUGCAUUUCAAUGAGCUUGGUGGGCUUCCACCUACGAUUGGGAAACUGACAAAUCUCGAGAUUCUGAAUCUCAGUAGCAACUUCAGUGACUUGACUGAGCUCCCUGCUACAAUUUCUGACCUUAUCAACCUCAAAGAACUUGAUCUGAGCAACAACCAGAUUCAUGCACUUCCCGACACCUUUGGGCGGCUCAUGAAUCUGGCUAAGCUCAACGUAGAGCACAACCCUCUCACGAUACCGCCAAAGGAGAUAGUGGCUGGAGGAGUUGUAGCGAUCAAGGGUUACAUGGCGAAACGCUGGGCUGAUAUAUUGCUAGAGGAACAACAUAAGAACAUGACCCAAGUGCAAGAGCAACCUCAGGCAAGUUUGUUUACUCGAAGCACCGCCUGGCUGAGUGGUGCCGUUUCGGGAUACUUUGCAAGCACGGGGAAAUCGAACGAGGACCCUUACCUGAACCAGCAGCUGUAACUCUCUCCUGGAUACGCCGUAAGCAUCUACUUUCCACAAACACAGGAUCGAGGCAUAAUGACAAGAAACCAGAGAAACGGAUCUUUUGCCUAUUUUGCUUCUUUUUGUUUGUGUACUUUGAAAACAUUGAGGAUACAUUUGCUGUGCUAGCUUUGUUUUAGACUCUGCUCUGGAGCUUUGUUUUA
This is a messenger RNA of Salvia hispanica, 1729 nucleotides long. Its product is annotated as plant intracellular Ras-group-related LRR protein 3-like. Gene Ontology annotation, cellular component: cytoplasm. The record is from RefSeq and is a predicted model, not a curated record. Gene Ontology annotation, molecular function: protein binding. NCBI's taxonomy places the organism in Eukaryota, Viridiplantae, Streptophyta, Magnoliopsida, Lamiales, Lamiaceae.